GUGCUGGAGUACCUGACGGCCGAGAUCCUGGAGCUGGCGGGCAACGCGGCCCGCGACAACAAGAAGACGCGCAUCAUCCCCCGCCACCUGCAGCUGGCCAUCCGCAACGACGAGGAGCUCAACAAGCUGCUGGGCAAGGUGACGAUCGCGCAGGGCGGCGUGCUGCCCAACAUCCAGGCCGUGCUGCUGCCCAAGAARACCGAYAGCCACAAGGCUAAAGCCAAGUGAGCGCCGAAGAACAAAGUCCAGGAAGUUUUACUACGAGAAACCCAAAGGCUCUUUUCAGAGCCACCUACAAAUUCAGAAAAAGGGCUUGAAUGUCGACAAAGUGGGUAAACUCCCGGGCGGUUUUGAAAUACUUGUAUCAGAUGCAGCUCUACAUUAAUACCAGCCCCAUGCUGUCUUACCUGCUCCAAGUAAGCAGUUCAACCCUUCCGCAACCAAUUCUUGCACCUUGUGGACAUGCUGAAAGGUACCACAGCGUUGUUGUUACCCUGCCUCCCAAUUCAAGCACCCCUCAAGCUGAAACAGCACAUUAGCCAGCAGACAGCCGUUCUCCCACGCCCCUCCCCUCUUUACCUUCCCCAAAAAGGCCACAGCCUCAGCAUUUCAACCCGUUUAAGGAAACGURGGUAGCUCUUAAAAGAGCCAUUGGGUUUAAGUGUGAAGGAAGAC
This is a messenger RNA of Malurus melanocephalus (red-backed fairy wren), 675 nucleotides long. RefSeq names its product histone H2A-IV-like. The transcript has a single exon. Gene Ontology annotation, cellular component: nucleosome. The annotation marks the transcript as partial. Gene Ontology annotation, molecular function: protein heterodimerization activity; structural constituent of chromatin; DNA binding. Lineage: Eukaryota; Metazoa; Chordata; Aves; Passeriformes; Maluridae. The record is from RefSeq and is a predicted model, not a curated record.